AUGGCUAAUCGGAGAUCCAAGGAGAACGAGAACACAAGCAAGACACUUCCCGUUGCUGCCGUGCUUUGUGGGAAACAGCCGCAGUUGACCGAGUUCAUGAUCAAGAAUCUUAUGCCCAAGAUCGAAGUGGUCCAUGUCUGCACCAACGUCGACGCUGCAGUCGAGGAGAUCCCGGCCCUUAUGAAAGGCAACACUACCCGACCCUCGUCAGGGAUGGGGACGAAUGCAUCCGGACGCGAGAGAUCUGAUAUUUCACUCAUCAUCAUCGGCGGAGGCUUCUCACCACAAGACAUCCAAGCUAUUAAAUCAGCUGCUGAUAGCGUGAAGCCUGUGGCAAUUUUCUGUGCGGAUACCAGCAAGACGCCGGCGGGUGCAGGACCUCCGCCUCCGGAUAUGAUCAAGAAGAGAAUGAUGGGCGGCAUCGAGAAGGAGGAGAAGGGCGAGGGACAGUGGGCUCCUGGCAUCUACAUGUACUGA
Messenger RNA from Fonsecaea erecta, 477 nucleotides. RefSeq lists its product as hypothetical. The record is from RefSeq and is a predicted model, not a curated record. NCBI's taxonomy places the organism in Eukaryota, Fungi, Ascomycota, Eurotiomycetes, Chaetothyriales, Herpotrichiellaceae. The transcript has 2 exons. Bases 1 to 477 code for a protein of 158 amino acids.